Messenger RNA from Dreissena polymorpha, 1355 nucleotides. RefSeq lists its product as uncharacterized. The transcript is spliced from 3 exons. Lineage: Eukaryota; Metazoa; Mollusca; Bivalvia; Myida; Dreissenidae. Bases 101 to 1039 code for a protein of 312 amino acids. The record is from RefSeq and is a predicted model, not a curated record.
CGAAUGAUCGCUUUUCUUUGGCGAGUAGUUUCUUUAAUAUCAACAACCGGUGGCACGGUAUAAAAUGUAGGACGUUUUAACCUGUACCAGAACCAGCGCAAUGGCUUCAAUUACAAGAUCCUUUCCAAAGAUCGCACGUCACCUGAAUUAUAAACGAACAUUUCCGAGCGUUACUAGCGCCCGUGUGGAUAUCCCAUGCUUUCCUUACGAGGCGUUCGAUUAUAGCGGUAAUCAGGUAAACCCAUGGAGUAUUUUAAGACUAGUCGAGUCCGUCCGAGCUUUUACGUUCUGGAAAAAUGUCACUCCGCACGAGGAAAACAGAUCCCUACUCGAUUUGCACGAGGUUCUACAGACACACCUAGUUUUCAUCAUCGGUGCUGAGCUAAAAAUAGUCGAUGCAUCAUUCCACGAGUUCGAAUCCGCUAAACAUCCUCUGUAUUGUCUGACAGAGUUAAAGAACUUGGGAAAAUCGUCAAAGACCCUAAGUUACAACAUUUUCCACGAAGGGUCCGAAAGGCAUUUAAUUUCCUGUGACGUCACUGAUGUACUGAUAGAUGCUCAAACUCGGCGACCCGUUUCGUAUCCGGAAUGGUGGUUAACUAAAUUUGGGAGAAACGUUGGGGAGUUUCGGCGUGCAUCGCUUCUCGGGACGUUGGAUCCCGGAGAAACGGAAGUGCGUGUUUCCUACUUCCGGGUGACACUUUCUGAUACGGACACAUACGGGCACUGUAAUUGGUCUUCAUAUCUGAAAUACUGUUGCGAGAGUUUGUUCGAACACGUGAAUAAGGAAUUGGGUUACAAAUGGGUCACAUGCGAUGACGUCAGUUCCGGUUUACAACAAGCAGAUGUUUUGUAUAGGAGCGAGGCGUCUUUAGGAGAUAUUCUAUUAGUUCAGUCCUGGUCGGAUUUAGAAAAAGACUCGCGCGGAUUUGCCAGCAAAUGUUUGAAGUUUCGUUUGCUUAAGGACGGCAACUCUUGCUUCGAAGCGAAACUAAAAUUCUACACGAAUGAUAUCUCUUCGCCAUCGAGCGCGUUGUAGAACAUUAUAGAAUACAUUUUUAAAGCGUUAUUACAAUAUUUUCUUACGAUGUCUUGUGCGCUAUUGUGAUCAGAGAUUGUUGUGCACUAUAUAAGUUUCUAGCAUUUCGUAUUUUAUAAAUAUACUUUUGCUUAAAUGGAAUUAGACGAUGUUUUAUACAGAUUUUCAUAAAGUUUAAAGUGAACAGUUACAAAAUUGUGUUUAACGUAAUAUUGCACGUUUCAUUCAUUGUUUUGUAUUCACCGUUUAACAUGUCUGAUGUUAUUUUUCUGUAAUGAAAUAACACAACUAAAUAGAUGAAUGGUUAAUUGGCAUA